AUGUUACUAGUCGCGGUAAUUGGAGGUCCCAUAUAUCUCCACCGGCAAGGAGAGAGCUCUUCCCGAAGCUCGCAGUUCAGCGACACCAAAAAGUUCCGCGACCAUCCUGAUCGCCGACCACCGACCACCGUGGCCCCCAUCCUCAAAGCCUUUUCCCCCAGUGGCCGACCGGACGGGCAAUGGGGGAUGCCUCCUCUGUCGGCAUACACUUCGUUUGAGUCCCUUCUGUUCUUCCAGUCCUUAGCGACUUCGGAUUCCCGACCGACAAGUUUCGCUUCGAUCUCAACACUUUUGCGAAACAACCAGCUUGUGCGCGAGAACGCCGAUUUCGAUGCCGAUCGCCUGACCCCAGAGGCGCUGGAAGAUCUUUAUGCGACGUUGAUGCGCGAUGGAUUCAGUCGUGAUGGUGCACUCCCGGUGAACGGUCGACCCGCAGAUACGUCCAGCCCACCUAAUCCGAAGAAACGCAAGAUCUCCAGUCCGCGACCAGAUGGAUUGUCCGGUGGAUUCACCCAUGCCACGCUCAUCCCAGAGCUAGUGGCACACCUUUACGCCAAAUACAGGGAUCUAGUCACCAGAGAAAUCAGGGACGAUGAGAAGAAAUACACAGAGAUCAGGGCUGAGCUGGAACGGCUACAGCAGGAGGACGACAAAUCAGCCGCUGCGGCAGCUACCGCACCUACGACGGUGAAGCCGGUGCCCAUCGAAGGGAAGGAUGCUGUUCUGAAGGAAGAGACGCCGCGCCCAGAUGUACAUGGUCGGACAGGUCAACCAUUUGCGACGACCGUCCCGAUCGCUCAGGACAAGGCAAAGCCCGAACCACAGCAUAUCGCGUUAAGUGUGCCCUCUACGACAAACGAAACCCCGAAAAUACAACCUGCCCCUCCUGUGACUCUACCUCAAGCUCCACUUCCCCAAGCGCAAACCCCGACACCCAAACCGCAAGAGAUAGCUGGACAAGCACCUCAACCGCAGCCCACCACCACUCAUCCCCCACCAAAACCGUCCAUCCAACCUCCACUUGCUCCAUCUACCCAGAAAGCCCCUCCAACCACACCCGCCGGGCUGCGAGUCACACCGGCACAUCCGUCGCAAAUCGCACCUCGUGCCAAUCCCGUCCCACCUGCGCCCAUUGUCACGGAUAAGGCUGGGCCGUUGGCGCCGGCAUCCCAACGAACCCCCGCUCAGCCGAGUUUCCAGCAGUGGCAGCUCGAUCCUUCUCCCCACUCACCAUACCCCGUCGUCUCGCCAGGUGCUCCUACGCCUCAAGCAGCCCAGGCUACUGCCAAGCGACCUGUACCACCACUUUCCACCAACCCGCCUUUGGCAGGGUCACAAGCCCAGACGCCGCAACCUCCUGCUCCACAAACGCCCAGCGCCAUCCCGUCUGCAGUUCACACGCCUGUCCCAAUUGGCCUCCCACGUGUUUCUCAAACCCCGAGUGCGACAUUCCCUUCUUCUCUCUGA
Molecule: messenger RNA, 1467 nt
Organism: Penicillium mononematosum
Lineage: Eukaryota; Fungi; Ascomycota; Eurotiomycetes; Eurotiales; Aspergillaceae
Exons: 2
Coding region: 1-1467 (488 amino acids)
Cellular component (GO): NuA4 histone acetyltransferase complex
Source: RefSeq, a predicted model, not a curated record